GUAUCUGGAAACGCGGCCUGAUCCCGAGUCGAGUGAUUACAACGUCGAGCAACGUCGAGCUGCUGGUGAUCACCACCACCAACAAGGUCGAGCGAGCACGAGUACUGGUCCUCCAGAACAAAAAUCAGAAGAGGGACUGGAUUAUUCUAUUGGUCAUGGCGGAACAAGAGCUGCGGCAGAGGUACCCGCUGACCGACUGUCUUCGAGAAUUGUCACAGAAACCGAAGUUCUGCGUCUAAAACCGGUAACGACACUAAAGUGGUGGCCGCGGAGCUCUUGGCCAACACUUUUGCCCGCGCGGGAAGAAAGAAAGUGGCUGAGUGAUGGCCGAAAAUGACGGCCAGGGAGCUCUUGGCCAUCACUUUCGCCCGACCGUGCCGGAAGUCUUUGUGGUGCAGGUAGUACUUCUCCCAUCAUCACACCCAUACGGUGUU
Molecule: messenger RNA, 434 nt
Organism: Amoebophrya sp. A120
Lineage: Eukaryota; Dinophyceae; Syndiniales; Amoebophryaceae
Source: the annotation of a GenBank genome assembly